Phytophthora infestans T30-4 is the source of this 3027-nucleotide messenger RNA. RefSeq names its product insulin-degrading-like enzyme, metalloprotease family M16A, putative. Gene Ontology annotation, cellular component: mitochondrion; cytosol. Gene Ontology annotation, biological process: peptide catabolic process. Gene Ontology annotation, molecular function: metal ion binding; metalloendopeptidase activity. NCBI's taxonomy places the organism in Eukaryota, Oomycota, Peronosporomycetes, Peronosporales, Peronosporaceae. The transcript has a single exon. The record is from RefSeq and is a predicted model, not a curated record. Bases 1 to 3027 code for a protein of 1008 amino acids.
AUGGCGUCUGUCGUGACCCUUAACGGCAUGGACGUGUCCGCUCUAGACGAGCGCGAGUACGAGAGCUUCACUCUCUGCAACUCUCUGCAAGUUUUGGUCAUUUCAGACCCCAAAACAGAGAAAUCUGCGGCCGCCAUGGACGUUCAUGUGGGUCACCAGAGCGAUCCGGAGGAGCUCCCAGGACUUGCCCACUUCCUAGAGCACAUGCUGUUCCUCGGCACAGCCAAGUACCCGGACGAGAACAGCUACAAGAAGUUUCUAAGCUCUCACAGUGGCCGAAGCAACGCGUCGACGUCUCAAAUGCACACUAAUUUCUACUUUGACGUGCUCAGCGAGCAUCUCCACGAAGCGCUGGACCGUUUCUCGCAGUUCUUCAUCGCCCCACUGUUCACGCCUGGAGCCACACAGCGUGAGAUGAACGCUGUCAACUCGGAGAACGCCAAGAACCUGCAAAACGACCACCGACGACUAUAUCAGUUGCAGAAAUCGCUGUCCAAUCCGGAUCACCCGUUCCACAAGUUCGGUACGGGGAAUCUAGAGACUCUGGGCAAGAUCCCAAGCGAAAAAGGGAUCGAUGUCCGAGCAGCGUUGCUGGACUUCCAUGCCACGUACUACUCGGCCAGCAUCAUGAAGCUCGUGAUCUGUGGCAAGGAGAGUUUAUCAACUCUGAAAGGCUGGGCAGAGGAGCUGUUCUCUGAAAUUAAAAACACAGGUCGAACCUUCCCGACGUUCGGAGAUGCAGUGCCAUUUGACGAGUCCAGACUCGCUCGUGUGGUGCAUGUAGCUCCUGUGAAAGACCUUCGUGUCAUUGACAUCUCGUGGCCGCUACCGUCGCUACAUUGGGACUUUUUGACAAAACCCACGAAGAUCUUGUCGCAUUUAAUGGGUCAUGAAGGCCCGGGCUCGAUUCUGAGCUACUUGAAGGCUCAAAAGUGGGCAAAUGCGCUCUCUGCUGGACUCUUCCGUGACAACGAAGACUGGGGGCUAUUCUGCGUCAAAGUCGACGUGACAGAUGCAGGCAUCGAGCAUGUAAAUGACGUCGUUGAAGCGGUGUAUCAGUACAUCCAGACGCUGCAGCAAGAAGCUCCUUUUGAGCCCUGGAUCUUCCACGAGACACAAGAUCUAGCACUGCAAAACUUCCGCUUCAAGAGCAAAGAGAGUCCCAUCAACUACACGAGCCACUUAGCGAACGUCAUGCAUCGCUAUCCACCCAAGUACAUCCUUUCCGGUGGCUACCUUCUGUAUGAAUACGAUGGUGAUAAAGUCCAAAAGAUACUGGACCUACUUACUCCGCAACGCAUGCGUCUUACCGUAGUAAGCAAGACGUUUGAAGGCAAGACUCAGUGUGUGGAGAAAUGGUACCAGACUCCGUACUCAGAGGGCUCUAUCGAUGCUGAGUUGCUUCAGCGCUGGACGUCGCCUGCACUCAACGUGGCACUGAAGCUCCCUCAUCGCAACGAGUUCAUCUGCAGUGACUUCCGUAUUGUGACUCCUCCUCGCUCAGCUAUUGGUGACGAUACGACUGUGUCUCCUCCGAUACUACUACAACACGAUGAACAGUGCCGUCUUUGGUACAAACCGGACAUUCAGUUCCGCAAACCCAAGAUGAUGAUGCACUUCCUGUUCUACUCGCCUUCUCUAUCGACCACUCCAUACCACGCAGUCCUCACGAGUUUAUUCGUACGGUUUCUGAAGGACAAACUGACGGAGGUGUCUUACGAUGCUGAGCUCGCUGGGAUGGAGUACGAGAUCGGCUUUAACUCCCGUGCUUUGGAGCUGCAUGUCGGGGGAUAUUCCCACAAAUUACCCACGUUGUUGUUCAAGGUCCUCCAGCAAAUGUUAGAGAUGACAAGAGCCGAGUACAAGUACGAAGACGCGGUCUUUGAGCGUGUGAAAGACCGUACGAAACGGAUGUACGAGAACUACUUCCUGGAAGAACCGUACCAACACGCUGUUCACGUCGGUAGCCAGCUGCUGGAGGUCUCGAAGUGGAGCGUGGACGACAAGAUCCGUGCUAUCGAACACCUCACAUUGUGUGAUCUAGCGUCUCACAGUCAGUUCGUCUUCCAGCAAGUGUUCGUUGAGGGAUUCUUGUACGGGAAUCUGCAACAAAACGCCGCUCCAGCAUUGAUGCAACAAGUGUUGCAGCAGUUUAACUUCGGGAAAAGAAAAGGCAGUUUCCCUCUAUUUGCCAGUCAAGUGACCAAGCCGCGGGUCGUCCAACUCGCCGAUGCCGAGGCGUAUCGCUUCCAACGUCGAGAAUGGAACGAAGCCAACCUCAACUCGGCGAUCUGCACUUUGUACCAACUAGACUGCGAGACGGACGGCAGUACGAUGUCUCUACGUGCGCGUCUCGAGCUCUUUGCGCACAUUUUCAAAGAACCUUGUUUCAAUCAGCUUCGCACUCAGGAACAGCUCGGGUAUCUCGUCUUCUCGGGGAUUCUACGCAUCGAGGGCGUCGACUACUUCCGUAUCCUGAUUCAAUCGGACGUGGCGUCUCCACAGCUUCUGGACCAACGUAUCGAGUUGUUUGUGGCUCGAUUCCGAUCGAUCAUUGCGGAAAUGUCGUUAGAAACGUGGCAGAAACAAGUGAACGCUGUUGUGAAGGCCUUGUUGGAGAAACCCAAGCACGAGAUGGAGGAAUCCAUGCGUGCGUGGCGUGAGAUCGCCAACGAGACGUUCGUGUUCGACCGUCGACAGCGCGUGGCUGCGGUGGUGUCGACUCUACAGCCUCGUGACCUCGUGUCGUUCUUCGACUCGUUCAUCGCUGUUAACGGCGAGCGACGGAGCAAGCUCAGCAUCUGUCUGUAUGGGGCUAAGCACCCAUUCCCGGUGCUGGUAGGGGGCGCGAGCUCGCGUUCUACCGUCACGUCCACCGGUCUGACUGCGGCGAUGCUGUUGCAGCACCAGGUGGAGACGGAGAGGAGUCAUCAGGUCAAGGUGAUCGACGACGUCGCUGUGUUUAAGCAGCAGAUGCCGCUGUUCCCGGAGCGAGCCACCAACAAACCCACCGCCGCUAGACUGUAG